AUGGCUGUUCAAACCAUGCCAGAUGACCCGGUAGAGAGAUAUGUCCGUGGCAUCAACUCGGCAGACCUCCAGCUCGCCCUGGGCGCAUUCUCGAGCACUGCAGAACUAAUCGACGAUGGCAAGACUUUCAAAGACGACGGCAUCAAGCAGUUUCUCGAGCAUGGAAUCAUAGCCCAUCAUGGCAGUGUGAAAGUCAUUACACGGGACGUCCUACCUGAUGGUAAUGUCUACCUUCAUGUCAUGAUGGAUGGAGAUUUUGCUGAGGAGUUCGGCAUCACAGAGCCUUUCUCCCUCUUUCUUGUUUUCAGAAUCAGAGAAAAUAAGAUCCAGCAUCUGGAUAUGGGCGAUGUCGAUCCUAAGAAAGGAUCGAUCCGGACGGUAUAUGCGGCUAGUGCCAAUUUGAAUGAUCCGUUGUCAUCGAUCCGUAUUCGGAAGCGCAACAUACUCGAACCAAAAGAAGGAUAUGUUCGAGUUAAGAUGCAGGCCGCUGGUCUCAAUUUCCAUGAUAUCUUUACCCUACGCGGGCUGAGCAUGCAAAAGAUGCAAUAUCCUAUGAUCUUGGGCAAUGAGGGUGCAGGUGUGCUCGAUGAUGGAACCGAAGUCGCCCUUUAUCCUGGUCUCGGUGAUCCAGAUUUCAAAGGCGACGAAACAAUCGACCCGAGGAGACACGUCCUGGGAGAGAUUGAGCAGGGCACAUUGGCCGAAUAUACAUGGGUGCCGAAACGCAAUGUAAUCACUCGGCCCAGUGGCAUGGACGCUCAAACGGCGAGCGUGAUGGGAAUCGCGUGGUUGACAGCAUAUCGGAUGAUGUUCGUUAAUGCGAAAUUGCGCCCAGGGCAGACUGUGCUCGUUCAAGGGUCAUCUGGUGGUGUUACCACUGCGUUGAUACAACUUGGUUCUGCUGCCGGUCUUCGCAUUUGGACAACUGGGCGUACGGAGGCGAAACGAAAGCUUGCCGAAUCAUUAGGUGCAGACCGGACCUUUGAGCCACUUUCGACAUUGCCAUGUCUCGUCGAUGCCGUCUUUGAUGCCUCGGGACCCGCGACCAUCAACCACUCAAUCCAAUCGACGAAGCCUGGAGGAACAGUUGUGCUCUGUGGUAUCCAUUCCGGAACUGGACCCAGCACGGCCGAGGUCGACUUGUUAUCACUCAUGGUCAACCAGAUCACAUUGACCGGUGUCUAUAUUGGCACGAGGGAGGAGUUCGUAGAUCUGCUGAAUUUUGUAGACAGUAAGGGGAUCAAACCAUACAUUGGCAAGGUGUUGCCUCUCGAGAAAGCCGACGAAGGGCUCAGGGACAUCUAUGAGGGAAGAACGCAAGGGAAGAUCGUAGUUGCGAUAUCCUGA
This is a messenger RNA of Exophiala bonariae, 1347 nucleotides long. RefSeq lists its product as uncharacterized. The record is from RefSeq and is a predicted model, not a curated record. The transcript has 2 exons. Gene Ontology annotation, molecular function: oxidoreductase activity. NCBI's taxonomy places the organism in Eukaryota, Fungi, Ascomycota, Eurotiomycetes, Chaetothyriales, Herpotrichiellaceae. The coding region runs from base 1 to 1347 and encodes 448 amino acids.